AUGCUUUACAGAUGGUUGGACUACUCGCCAUACGGACAUCCAGUAGAGGGCACCCUACUAUUACCCAUCAAACUCCCUAUACCAAAUGAAAAAUCGUAUAAUAUCAGUCCAAACAUGAGAUUCACAUUGGAUAAUCUAAUUGAAGGGAUCCAUUCACACGGAAGCCAUUUGGCUUGCGUGAUCGAUCUGACCUACACACGAUACUACGAUCCAAAGCUUGUCACCAGUCGGGGAAUUCAGUACCAUAAAAUUUUCGUCGAGGGUCAUGAAGUUCCACAUAUCAAACAUGUUCGAAAUUUCGCAGAGGUUGUAAAUGCAGUGCGUGCUCGAGAUCCCGGUGGUAUGCUGGCACCUCAGGAUAAGUCACCUACAUAUAUUAUCGAGGAGCUGGGUAGAUCACCGGAGAAAGUCAUAUUUGAUUUUGCACUCGCUCGAGGAUAUCCAAUUGAACGUGACAACUACAUUGACGCCCUGAUGAAGCUGUCCAAAUCGCGUAGCUAA
Messenger RNA from Echinostoma caproni, 501 nucleotides. The record is from the annotation of a GenBank genome assembly. Lineage: Eukaryota; Metazoa; Platyhelminthes; Trematoda; Plagiorchiida; Echinostomatidae.